GCUUUGGGCCCGCAGAUGCGGCUAGACGUAAACGAAGGUGGAACAAUCUAUCUCCAGCCUACAACGUCAUUCGCAUCCUUAAAAUGUCCAGACAUCCGCUGCAGCUCCCUUCGUUUCUCCGUCCCUUUCUCCCGCACAACCUUGCGAGCUCAGGAUCAACUUCAAACAUCUCAGAAUUGCCAUGAGCCGCAAGCUCACAAUCGCCAUCUGUGGAGGCGGUGUGGGAGGACUGACAUGCGCCGUCGCAUUGUCCCGCAACAAUAACAUUCAGGUUGAUAUAUACGAAGCCGCGAGCAGGUUCGCCGAAAUCGGGGCCGGCAUCGGCGUCUGGCCUCGCGGCAUGCGAGUCCUGCAGGCGUUGGGCCUUGAUCGCGAGCUCGCGAACGUCGCCAUCGUCGACCCGGAAGAGAGACAGAAAGUUGUCUUUGAGUUCCGUAAAGGCGACCAGGCCGAAGGCCAGAGCUUCUACACGCUCAAGACUCCCGGCGGCCUCACCACCUUCCACCGCCCCGACUUCCAGUCCGUCCUCCUCCGACACGUCCCGCCCUCAUGUCGCACACACACCAACAAGCGCCUCGUCUCAUACACCCAACCACCACCAAACAGCAGACAUCCCACCCCCUCCCCCAUCACGCUCCACUUCCAGGACGGCACCACCGCGACAUGCGACCUGCUAAUCGGUGCCGACGGCGUCAGAUCGUCGGUGCGCGCCACGCUCGUGCGCGAGCUGGCGGGCGCGGCGAUGGCCGAGGGACGCGCGCGGGAAGCGGAAGAGCUCCGACAUGCUGAUAAAGCCCUGUGGAGUGGGAUCUGUGCGUAUAGGGCAACGAUACCGUCUGAUGCUCUGCGAGCGCGGAUACCCGGGCAUCGGGCGCUCAGAGAGCCUCUAGUGUAUUUUGGAAAGGAUACGCAACUCACAGUCUACCCCGUCGCCCGAGGAAAGAUCAUCAACUUUGCCGCCUUUAGGGCACAAUAUAGUCGAGAAAACACCACGCUAGACGCGCCGUACAUCGAAGAAGUGCCCAAGGAAGCCCUCCUGCACGAGUUUCGCAAAUGGGAGCCAGAAGUGCAGGCACUCUUCCAGUGCGUCCCAAAGUAUAGCCGAUGGGCGAUCCACGUCACGCCGCGGCUGCCGACAUUUGUUUCUGGGCGAGUCGCCCUGCUUGGAGACGCGGCGCACGCGAUGCUGCCCUUCCAGGGAACCGGCGCCGGCCAGGCCAUCGAGGAUGGAUACCUGCUCGCGGCGUUGCUCAUCCAUCCGCGCACGACGCUCUCGAAUCUGGCGCAGGUGCUGCAUAUAUACGACGCGGUCCGCCGGCCGGUCGCCCAGCGCGCCGCAGCGAAGGCGCGCGAGGCCAGCAUGCUCUACACGCUCAACUACCCCGGCCUCACGCCGGACCACAUAGAAAAUGGCCACGCCGCGGAGACACUGGGCGCGAUCGCUGAUAGGAUCCGCGAGAAUUGGGUGUGGCAGUGGGAGACGACGCUGGACGAUGACGUGAAUCGGGCCAUUCGUAUGCUGGAGGCGAGUUGCCAGUGAUGCUGCGUGGGCCGAGUCUUUGUCUACACAUCCCUACCUGUGCUCCGAGGGCCUCUCGCGCCGCGCGGCUGUGGCGGCGUACGCGAGCCGGCUAGGACCCGUUUUUGCAGAUGUCCUGCUGACGAGGAAGAACUGCCGAUAUCCUGUCUCCGACGCGCUAUACCUUGGUCCGGUGUGAUACCACUGUUUUGGCCUUAUGUUGUCCUUUUACGCUGCUGAUGAUUGAUUACGAUGGAUUAGCUGGUCGUGUCGCUGCGCUGGCAGGUGCGUGAUGGUGAGCGCCGUCGUCAUGGUCGGCAGUACCUG
Messenger RNA from Laetiporus sulphureus 93-53, 1846 nucleotides. RefSeq names its product FAD/NAD(P)-binding domain-containing protein. Bases 182 to 1540 code for a protein of 452 amino acids. Gene Ontology annotation, biological process: secondary metabolite biosynthetic process. The record is from RefSeq and is a predicted model, not a curated record. The transcript is spliced from 9 exons. NCBI's taxonomy places the organism in Eukaryota, Fungi, Basidiomycota, Agaricomycetes, Polyporales, Laetiporaceae. Gene Ontology annotation, molecular function: FAD binding.